Molecule: messenger RNA, 1114 nt
Organism: Anneissia japonica
Lineage: Eukaryota; Metazoa; Echinodermata; Crinoidea; Comatulida; Comatulidae
Product: cytochrome b5 reductase 4-like
Exons: 7
Coding region: 204-881 (225 amino acids)
Molecular function (GO): heme binding
Source: RefSeq, a predicted model, not a curated record
GGCCGUGAGAUGGCGUGUGUUUGGCCGUGAAGCCUGUCGACUAUCUGGCAACCCUGACAAACAACAUCAAAGAGUACAUCAGUAACUUGGUAACAUUUAAUGUGCUGUAUUAAAGUUUCCCGUGGAGGGUUGAUGACAAAAGAAGGAGGUUUAGCAGAGCACAAUUCUGUACUGAAGUAGGCCUAUAUUAACAUUGGGAGAAGAUGGCAGACUUAAACUGCCUAAAUGUACCUAAGGUACAGCAAUUUCCUGCUCUGAACUCUCCACAAAGGCUGGGAGGCAAGGUGGCAGAACCAGGGCGUGCCAAGGUACCACUGAAGCCAGGCCGAUCCCUCAUGGACUGGGUUCGGCUUGGCCAAAAAUCAGGGAAUGCUCUAAAUGGACUGAAAGGACAACAAAUGCGCGAAGUAACAGCAGAAGAGCUGGCCAAACAUAAUAAACAUACAGAUGCCUGGACUGCACUUAGAGGACGUGUCUACAAUAUUACACCGUAUAUGGAAUACCACCCUGGAGGGGCGGAUGAACUAAUAAAGGGUGCGGGGAUUGAUGGAACAGCUCUGUUUAAUGAUAUACACCAGUGGGUUAACUUUGAGUCUAUGUUAGCGAAAUGUUAUAUAGGCAGACUCAAGACCACAUUCAGUGUCCCAACAAAAGUCCCUCCCAAGUCUAAAUCGAAGGUUUCAGUAGCAACAGAAAAAAGUAGUAAACUAACACCACCAAAUACAGGUGUAAAUCUAAAAAAUAUAGAGAAAUAUGAAGGAAAACCAAGAGCACGGUAUGAUUGGUACCAAAAUUCCAGCAGUGUAAUAAUCACAGUGUACGCCAAGUGUCAGGUGAGAAUACAAUUUUACCAAAUCUCCAAAGAUUUCUAUUUACAGUAGAACCCCUUUUAAGUGUCCCUAGAAUAGAAGUGUCCCUUGAUUAGAGGUGUCCCUUGAAUAGAGGUGUCCCGAAGGAGGGCUCUACUGUAUUUUUUCUUUAGUAUUUGAUCCAGUGACAAGGCAGGUAUUGUAACCAUUGAUUUCAAAAUUAUCUAAUAACAAAUAAGAGCAUGCUUAAAAUCAGUCAUUAAUUGAAAAAUGCUUUAAAAGAAUGACAUUUUGACUCCAUCUUG